Messenger RNA from Soboliphyme baturini, 786 nucleotides. The record is from the annotation of a GenBank genome assembly. NCBI's taxonomy places the organism in Eukaryota, Metazoa, Nematoda, Enoplea, Dioctophymatida, Soboliphymatidae.
AUGGGAUGCGUUCACGGACGACAUUCUCUGGCCUUACAAGAGGUACAAACAGAGGACGACGCGUACGAGCCUCUCGAACGAAGGCACUGUACCACCACCGCCGCCGCCGCUGGUAGACCGAUCGCUACCUCACAGCAGCUGCUGCUGAAUCGUUCUCAGGUCGAUCCAGCAGAGCUGGCACCGACCGAUUACGUGAUAAAGCCGACGGUGGGCGGCAAGUGCGGCGUGUAUAAGGCGGAACACGUACAGCGCUCUUUCCUGUGCCACAAAUGGCCCUCGAACAAAGCCUUCGAGCGUAACCUCCAGAAACUGGCCGACAGCAAAGACAGUAUCCAGGCGGACAUAGAAAAGCUGCUUCGCGGCAUCCUCUCUUCGUUCCCGUUUCCUGCUAACGCAGCGAUGUGCGCGCAGCCGCGUUCGCCGCCGGUCACCUUCGUGAACCACCGCCACCGCAGAACAGAUACCGUACCCAAAGCCACUUCAUCAAACGAUCAAGGUGUUACGGAAGAUCGUUCUUGUCCCUGUCGCUCAGAGAUGUCGAUUGCUGCUCAGUACCCCCUCAACUACAUGGUAGUGACUAAGACGUUUGAUUCGAUGGAAUUGACGGCAAUGCUAAACGCCUUGCCGGAACAUGACAUCAACGUGAUUGAGGUGAUGAACACCGGUUCAGUGCUGUUCGCUGAACCAUGUCCCAUCAGUAUCCAUCGAGGAGUGCGCCAAGGAGAUGAAAUCUCACCGGCGGUCUUCGCCAGGGCCUUGGCGACACUCUUCAACCGGCUAAACUAG